Messenger RNA from Myripristis murdjan (pinecone soldierfish), 2353 nucleotides. It is a transcript of the gene rundc3aa, whose product is annotated as RUN domain containing 3Aa. Lineage: Eukaryota; Metazoa; Chordata; Actinopteri; Holocentriformes; Holocentridae. The record is from RefSeq and is a predicted model, not a curated record. The transcript is spliced from 11 exons. The coding region runs from base 139 to 1452 and encodes 437 amino acids.
UCUCCGGCGGCGGCAGCAGCAGCAGCAGCAUCCCCGGCUCCAGGCGGAGGACAGCGGGUGUUUGCAGGACGCAGCGGCCGCGGAGGGAGGCGUGCUGGUGAGGGCAGGGAUCCCGACAGGCUCCCGGGCCGCAGCUGGAUGGAGUCGGGCUGCCUCCACACAGCAAUGGCUAUGGGCCUGACAUCGAAAAAGGCGUCAACUCGGAGCGUCGGCGUGGAGCGAAAAAACCUCAUUACGGUCUGCAGAUUCUCUGUAAAGACUCUCCUAGAAAAGUACACAGCAGAGCCCAUAGAUGACUCUUCCGAGGAGUUUGUGAACUUCGCGGCGAUUUUAGAGCACAUCCUCAGCCACCGCUUCAAAGGUAACAAAACAGGUUCAGGAAGCUGGUUCAGCUCAGAUGGACAGCGCAGUUUCUGGGAGUAUAUCCGGCUGGCGUGCAGCAAGGUGCAGAACAACUGCAUCGCCAGCAUAGAAAACAUCGAAAACAUCAGCACAUCACGAGCCAAGGGUCGGGCCUGGCUUCGAGUGGCCCUGAUGGAGAAGCGUUUGUCUGAGUAUGUGGCCACGGCCCUGAGGGACACCAGGACAACCAGGAGGUUUUAUGAUGAUGGAGCCAUUAUGCUGAGAGAGGAAGCCACAGUCCUGACCGGCAUGCUGAUUGGGCUCAGCGCCAUCGACUUCAGUUUUUGCUUGAAGGGGGAGGUUCUGGAUGGCAAAUCCCCAGCUGUGAUUGACUAUACGCCCUACCUGAAGUUCACUCAGAGCUAUGACUACCUGAGUGAUGAGGAGGACCGGCGCAGUGUGGACAGCAGUAACAGUGAAGAGAGCGUCCCGGAGCAUCCCUACAUCCCCCUGGUCACCGACGAGGAAAGCUGGAGCAACAAGUGCCGCAAGAUGGAGCAGAGGUUUAAGAUCGUCUACGCCCAGAAGGGUUACCUGGAGGAGCUGGUUCGCCUGCGGGAGUCCCAGCUGAAGAACGUGGAGACGGAGAACAAGCGCCUGAGAUCCAGGCUGGAGGAGCUGACGGUUCAGAGCCAGCAGGAGAAGAAGGAGCUGGAGGCCAUAGUGCUGGAGUUGCAGGCACAACUCUCUGCCCUCAUCCCCUGUGAGUCUUCCCACCUGGCGAAAGACCUUCCCAUCCCCCUGGUCAACCAGUGGUCCACCAUUAAAAGCAACCAGGGCGAUGUCAAGCUUUUCCGCAGAAGGAGUUUCCACAGUUUGGAGCAGCUGUCUGCUGAGGCCAGCCUGGACUCCGAUUCCCAGAAGACCGAUGGGAGGCAGAACGGAGACGCUGCCUGGUCCUCAGCAGGUAAAGACUGCACGCCCUCCAUGCUCGGUCUGUGUGGCUCCCUGGCCUCUUUACCGAGCUCCAAGUCCCUGGCCAGCCUCAAGUCCAGCGAGUGUUUGGUCAACAUCAGCACUGAACCCAGCCCCGCGCUCUCUCCCAGCUAGGACCAGCGACGACGACGCCGAGCCCUAAGCCGACCCCAACCGAAUCCCCAGCCUGUCUGCCUGGCAAUGCUGUGUUGACCAUGACCAACCACCCGACCGCAACCCCGCUCGCCACCGCCAGCCUGAGCCAUCAGCCGCUCCACGAGAAGCCCGAUGAGAGAGUCUCGUCAUCAUUUCUGGAUUUUCGUACGGACGGACGUGAAGUUACGGUGAAGCUGAACCCGCUCCUCUCUUCGCUCACAGUCUCCCACCGCCAGUUUGUAGUGUCUGUGAAUCCCCUCGAUCGAGAUCAUGCAACGCCUCCGGCAACUCUUUCCCGAAUUUCUUUUCAGACCUUUCUAACGCAUCCAUUUAUCUCUUCAAACUUUUCUCCUGUCCUGAAUGUUACUAUUCCGCCCAUUGCAUCGUCUGUGUGUUUGUGUGCCCUUGCUGUUGGCCUGUUUUACUCUGUUUCUUGUCGAAAUGUAACCAAAACAGCACUUACAGCUCUUUGGAUGCAGUCGGAGCACCUGCAAAUAGGAAUCUCAAGAUAUUCAGAGUUACAGAUCCGCACAGAGGAUGGGAUUCUGCAGACUGUCCUCAUACUGACUGGAUGCUGACGGAGAAUGUCCGUAGAAUAGCAUUAAAUGGUGUGCUUGAUGAGUGUGACUGUGUGGUAUCAGCAUCAAAAUCCGGGGUUCCCAGCCCCUGAAAUGUCGUAUCAUAAUCCUGCUUGAGUAAUCAGACAUUACUGUUACAGUAACUGUAAACCUGUGCUGCAAUUUAUUGAUUCUAUCAGAUCUUAUGCUACUACAUCUUAUUUUAUCCAAUCAAGCUGUAUGUUCUUUUUACAUACAUACAUUUGGUUAUUUUGGUUCAAUGAUGUCUGUUUUGUGUUGCAAUAAACUGCCUUUUUCUGUCA